AUCACAAUCACAAAUACAAACAAAAACCUCUCAAAUAACCAAAUCAAGAACAUUGAUCAAUACUACAAUGUCUUCACGACAAUCUGUGAGGCACCCGAGUCACAACCAUCCACUUCGCGGUCACAAAUGCGAAGCGAAGGACGAAAUCAUCUGCUCGGGUUGUGAUCUUGAUCUGGUUGGUGCAGCUUUCAAAUGCACAAAGUCAUCAGAUUGCGAUUACUUCUUGCACAAGUCAUGCUUUGACCUUCCUCGUGAAACCAACCACAAGUCUCACCAACCCCACACUUUGACUUUGCUCUAUUCACCAAAGUCAACGUACACGUGUAAUGCUUGCGGUGAGUACGGGUCAAGUUUCACGUACAACUGUGCGUCAUGUCAGUACGAUGUACAUGUCGGAUGUGUUUCAAUGCCUGAAACAGUGAAGCGUGAAGAACACGCACACCCACUCACUCUUCUUUACGGCUCUCCUUAUAACCAACCCGGUUUGGUUUCCAAAUGCGAUGUUUGUGAAGAUAUCGUACCGGAUAAUCUCUGGUCGUAUUAUUGCAAGAAAUGUGAUUACGCAACGCAUUUACACUCGUGUAAGAAAGAGGAAGAGGCAAAGAAAAAAGAAGAAGAAGGAGGAGGAAGCAAAAGCUCUGUGAACUCAGAGCUAGCUGCAAUGUUAGAGGCUCAAAGAGAAGUGGAGAGGAUGCAGAUUGAGAUGCAUAUGGCCAUGCAAAGCGCUUUGAUCUCGAAAAAAGCUAAUAAGGCAGCUCUCAAUUGCAUAUAGUUUGGGAUUUCUUCAAAAUUCUCUAUUCUCGUGUUUGUGUUUGUGUUUUCUUUGUUGUUUACUUUCCCUUGAUUUGGUCUUGUUGUUGUUGCUGCCAAGUUUUCAUGUCAUUGUUGUUGUUUAUUGUUCUUUGAAUUUGUUAUCUGAAAUAAAAGAAUUAUCAGUUGUUUGA
This is a messenger RNA of Capsella rubella, 944 nucleotides long. RefSeq lists its product as uncharacterized. The record is from RefSeq and is a predicted model, not a curated record. The coding region runs from base 68 to 772 and encodes 234 amino acids. Lineage: Eukaryota; Viridiplantae; Streptophyta; Magnoliopsida; Brassicales; Brassicaceae. The transcript has a single exon.